Messenger RNA from Vigna unguiculata (cowpea), 2274 nucleotides. RefSeq names its product pentatricopeptide repeat-containing protein At3g48250, chloroplastic-like. The record is from RefSeq and is a predicted model, not a curated record. Gene Ontology annotation, molecular function: protein binding. Gene Ontology annotation, biological process: RNA splicing. NCBI's taxonomy places the organism in Eukaryota, Viridiplantae, Streptophyta, Magnoliopsida, Fabales, Fabaceae.
UUCAUACCCCCAAAAACAAAUUGCCCGUGGACAGUGCUUAUUCCUUAAACCCUCUCUAACUCUAACCAUCAGAGCCACACUACCCAUUUCGGCGUUACGAUGAACCGCGUGAAAGCAGUUGCCGCUUCUCUCAGGGUGCUCCAGUCUUCACUCGCUACCCGAGUUCUGGUGACUCGAAAUCAGGUGACUCACUUCUCUCUCCAUAAUCCAUUGCCCCAUUUGGAUUCGUCUCGUAAUUUACAAUUUCCCAUAAGUCACAGCAAACUCUAUUUUUCUACCAAGCCGAGCUCUAUUGUGGACCUUGUUUUGACCAACGAUUGGUCCAAAGCGUUAGAACUCAAUUUAGAAAAUAGUUGCCCGUCAAUGACCCAUGAAACCGUUAUUUACGUCAUAAAGCGGUUGGAUAAAAAUCCAGAAAAAGCUUCGUGCUUUUUCAAUUGGGUCAUUAAGAAAGACUGGUUUAGGUCAAGCUCUUCAGUGUUCAGCUUAAUUGUUAGGAUCUUGGCCACCAAGGAUACUAUGAAACUAUUUUGGAUUACUUUAAGGAUGAUGAAGGAACAUGGAUUUUAUCUCAACGAAGAAACAUAUGUCACAAUUUAUGUUCGCUUUAAAAAGGAAAAGAUGAACAGUGACGCCGUUGCUUUGACCCACUUUUAUAAUCGGAUGCUAGAGGAGAAUGCAAUGCAAAGUGUUGUCACCAAGGUGGUCGGUAUCAUUUCAGUGUCUGAAUGGGGUGAGGAGGUUAUGGGUGAACUUGCAAAGCUCAAAAUUCAGCUGUCGGAUAAUUUUGUAAUAAGGGUUUUGAAAGAGCUUCGAAAUACUCCUCUAAAGUCUUACAAGUUCUUUCAUUGGGUUGGGACACAACCUGGUUAUGAGCGUAAUACUGUGACUUACAAUGCAGUUGCAAGUGUUCUCGCGAGGAAUGACUCAAUUCAGGAGUUUUGGAGUGUCAUUGAAGAGAUGAAGAGUGUGGGUUAUGCAUUGGAUAUUGAUACUUACAUAAAGAUAUCGAGGCAGCUUCAAAAGAAUAGGAUGAUGGAGGAUGCUGUCAAGCUUUAUGAGCAUAUGAUGGAUGGUUCAUAUAAGCCAUUGGUUCAAGAUUGCAGUCUCCUUUUGAAGAGCAUAUCUGCAAGUGAUAAGCCAAAUUUGGAUUUAGUUUUCAGGGUUGUUAGGAAAUAUGAGUCGACAGGGCACACUCUCUCCAAGGCUAUUUAUGAUGGAAUCCACAGGUCUUUGACAGGUGCUGGGAAAUUUGAUGAAGCUGAAAAUAUUGUUAGGACUAUGAGAAAUGCUGGUCAUGAGCCUGACAACAUCACCUACAGUCAAGUGGUUUUUGGACUUUGCAAGAUGAGGAGGUUUGAAGAAGCAUUUAAAGUGCUGGAGGAGAUGGAAUCUUGUGGAUGCAUCCCUGAUAUUAAGACUUGGACCAUUUUGAUCCAAGGGCAUUGUGAUGCCAAGGAAAUAGACAAUGCUUUACUUUGUUUUUAUAAGAUGAUUGAAAAAGGCUGCAAUCCGGAUGCUGAUUUAUUGGAUGUUCUGGUUGACGGUUUUCUUAGUCAAAACAGAAUAGAAGGUGCGUACGAGUUGCUUAUAGUGAUUAGUAGGAAGUGUCGUAUAUCUCCAUGGCAAGCUACAUAUAAAAAACUGAUUGAAAAGCUAUUGGGAGUCAUGAAGUUUGAGGAAGCACUUCAACUUCUUCGUUUGAUGAAGACCCACAACUACCCUCCAUAUCAUCUACCCUUUGUGCCUUAUAUUUCAAAGUUUGGGUCUGUGGAGGAUGCUGAGGCAUUCCUGAAGGCAUUGAGUGUAAAAAGUUACCCAUCGCAUGCUGUUUACGUUCAGGUUUUUGAAUCCUUAUUCGAAGAGGGUAGACUCUCUGAGGCCAGGGAUCUAUUGUACAAGACUCCUCACCAUAUCCGUACACACAGUAAAAUCUCUAAACUUUUUGGUUCAUCUGAAAGGGACACUCAGACUCAGCUGCUGCCUGAUCCCUAGAACUUCUCUCUCAGUAGGUAUCUCGUCUUUCUUCAAAAUUCAAAUGAUUGAUACUAUCAAGUUUGAUCAUUAGCUUGCAACACCACUGGACACAGGAAGUGAUGUGAGGCUAAGCUUCAUUUUUAAAUUAUAACAAAUUUUCAUCUUUGACCCGUAAAGUUAUAAAAUCAAUGGCUAUUUUUCAGAAGAUUCUGCAUUGUAGCUUUUAGUGUGUUUUUUUUUUUCUAACGGAGAUGGAUGUACAUGCUUGGCAAUUCAUAAGUUCCCUUUUCCCUAUCA